AUGGAAGAGAUGGCUAAGCCAGUCAGAAGCGUGGGGAGGGAGGCUUUUUUUGUUUUUUUCCUGACUUCACGUUUGGACGUUGAACGUCAUGAUCCUAGGGAUCGGCAGGCGGGCACAAUGAGGGACAAUUUGAGGCUGAAUGGAGCAAUGGAGGCACAGCGAGCGGUCGGGUCAGCGUCCGGGGUCGGGCAGGCAUGGGUUGAUCAAACACCAAUUUCGUCAUUGGCCGUGGCGGCGUGUGCGGAGUCGGGGAGACGGGGCAUGUCGGUGAUUUUGUACACAGGAGAGGGAAGGGGAGAGGUACACGGACAUGUGCAGUGGGUGGUUAUUGUAGUAGAUGAGUGGUGCGAGGCAGUGCGGAGGAGUGCAGAUGUGGCGUCGUCGACUGGCAAUGAGGGACGGAUUGGUUACGACGGGAUUUGGGAGAAUGCCAUCAAGGGCAAAAGUGGCAGGCAGUUGCAGAGGCCGCCGCAGGGUCCUGAGCCGAUCUUGUACACGUCGAGAUUGGGCGUGCAUGGCCGACAAAACACAGAGUCAACAAUGGCGGAUCAGCGGGCCAAAGCCAAUCAAGCCCGCCGUCGAGUGUGCGCGUGGCCACAACGACCCGCAAAUGCCUUGGGGCGAGGAACCGGUGUGGAUGAAAAGGACAGUCUGCACGCUGGAUACUACACCACAGAAUCGUCAUGGUAG
Bipolaris zeicola 26-R-13 is the source of this 690-nucleotide messenger RNA. RefSeq lists its product as uncharacterized. NCBI's taxonomy places the organism in Eukaryota, Fungi, Ascomycota, Dothideomycetes, Pleosporales, Pleosporaceae. The record is from RefSeq and is a predicted model, not a curated record. The transcript is spliced from 4 exons. Bases 1 to 690 code for a protein of 229 amino acids.